AUGGCGUUCUCGCUUGGGGGCGCGUCCCAGCUCUCCAUGGGGGUUGCUGGAAAGGUGCAACUGGGAUCCGAGCUGCAAGAGAUACAGACGCAGGAGGUUGGCUUUCUUUCACUCAACGGCGACUCUAAAAUUCGGCUUCUGCCCUCUCCAUGGCCUACCGAUGCCUUACCCCCUCCCACUUCGUCCCUGCUGAGUGUUGCAUCGACAAAGUCGCUACUGGCUGCUGCUGGACCGGAAGGCAUCGUUAUCGCGAGCACUGAUUCUGUCAGGAAAGCAUUCUUCGCGGACACGACCAGUGAUAGUAAUAUUCGACCUUUCCAGCCAGAACUGCAGAUACCUCUUCCCGGGAAGAUCUCUCAUGUCGCAUUUUCAGCAGACGAAAACGCACUUGUGGUGGCGGCGCAAAGCGGCGAUGGACUGGCAGUAUACGAUGUAUCCGCUCUUUUACAAAACAACACACAGCCAAGGGCGACGAUUAGUUUAAGAGGGGAGUCACUUCGCGCAUUAGCCCCAAAUCCAGUGGUAUCCGAUCUUUUUGCCGCUAUAACAGUGAAUGGUGAACUUUUAGUUGCAAAUAUCCAGACCAAUCAACUGGAGAUGGGACCUAGUGGGCCGGUAUUAAAGACGGCUGUCAGUUCCGUAUCUUGGAGUACCAAAGGCAAGCAAUUGGUCGCUGGCCUUGUAGAUGGAAAUAUCUCCCAAAUGACCCCCAAAGGUGAAACAAUGGCAGAAAUUCCAAAGCCCCCAAACCUAGGAAACAAUCAACAUGUUUCUUCACUUACUUGGCUUGAAAAUCACCUAUUCUUCAUCGUCUAUACGCCUACCGAUGGAAACAUGGCGUCGUCUUACUACAUUGUAACGCGGCAUCCACCUGAUCAGUACGAAUUUCGACAGCUACCCGAGAUUUGCUCACCUUUUGGUCUGGAGCGUUAUCCCUCAUUUCAGUUUACGGGUCGCUUGAGAGACUUUGAACCCAGCUUAAAGGAAGUUCUGGUCGUGUCAUCAACCGCAUCGACUGAUGUAGGGCUUCUUACGAGAUCAAGCAGGCCGCUAGCUGAUAAUUACCCUGCUGACCAAAUUACCGAUCUUUUUACCGUUACAACAAUGUCUGAAGACUCUCGAAGAGCAGAGUUGCCUAUGACGGAAGAUAUGUCUGACACAUCUCCUCUUGGCCUAGCCAUAGAUUUAUCAAGCAAGGAUAAUGUUCCUUCCCCUAUUCCUGGAGAGGAUCUCAAGGAGUCCACAACUCCACUACCCGCCAUUCUAAUACUUAACAAUGACGGUGUACUAUCCUCCUGGUGGUUUGUGUAUUCGGAAUCGAUCAGGCAACAGAAACCGUACCGCGGUCUUUCGAUCCUUCCGAAGUCGCAAACAGUACCCCAGCAACGUACAGUUGCCGUACCUGAAACCCCCAAACCGGCUUUUGGACAACCAUCGUUUGGGCAGUCGAGUUUUGGUCAGCCAUCUUUUGGAAAGCCCACAUCACCAGCGUUCGGUAGUACUACACCCCUUGGGGCUAAUCGGACCCCAGCAUUUGGCUCUCCUUCGGUACUGGGGGCUUCUCGACCUGCUUUUGGCUCUACGACUCCUAUGGGUGGAAACAUUGCGUUUGGGACUGCGAGCGUACCCGGUCAGCAAGGUCCAGUUUUUGGACAGUCGAGCUUAGGUAGCGGUAAAUCCCUCUUCGGCGAGGGGCCCGCGCAGGCAACGAGCUCAUUUGGUGGUGGAGGUUUCAGUUCGUUUGCGUCAACUGGUGGAUUUGGUGGCACAAUUACAUCUCACACUCCUACGCAGAGCCCAUUUUCAAAACCAGCGAGCGACAAUCCUUUUGCAAAUGCUGGAAAGCCCGUAUUUGGUGCGCCAAGCUCAGAUACAUCCGUUCAGCUACCUACGACUCAACCCUUUUCUGAUGGCUUUGUUCUCGGCUCAACUUUUAAAGCCGACCCAUCCGGAGCUAUGGAUGAAGAUAAACCAGAGCCGUCAACUCUAUCUUUUGGAUCUGUCGCAAAGUCACUUGACCUUGGUGGUAACAAUGCGAUCGCUGAAGCAGUAUCGGAACCAUCAUCAUUUUCCUCUCCUUUUACGAGUAUUACCGAAACUAAGCCUAUGGCAUCUAAAGAAUCGCCCUUUGGCGUACCAUCAAAGGGGUUGUUUGGACAAUCUCCACAGGCCCCACCAAUAUCAGCAACAACACCAUUCAAAGAGGCCACCCUGUCGCCGCCCAAGUCAGCCAUAGUCACUGAAUCGAAACCAGCUGAGACUUCGCUAAAAGAAAACGUUACUAGUCCGGUUUUAAAGGGUGAGAUUUCAAAUGACGUUAAACAGUCGCCGUUGUCUAGCAUUCCAGAACCACCACUUCCCCCCGAGCCGACGAGUAGAGAUGCGUACGGGCCUGGCGAUACCUCCGCCUCCUCAUCCAGUAACUCGCAAGAUUCGCCUGAAGAUGCUCCCCUACCUCCAGACUUCCUCCAUACAAAAGUGUUGGCGCCCCAAACAGAACACCACAGUCCUCCUGAACCCCCACCAGCUCUACCAGAGGAAGCUGAAAUCGAGAAAGACGAGGAUUUCGAAGACAGUGGAGAGGAAAUCACACACGAAAGCAGCCCAACGGAUGUCAAGUUUUCUCCUGAAAGCUCUUUUGGUCCCGAUCAAAGCCCAACUGAGGAACGAUUUACUAAGUUCUCGCAGCCGGAGCCUACAAUUCUAGCCCCAAAAUCAUUAUUUGGCGAAAUCGCAGAAGCUCCAAUAUUUGCUCCUCCGAAAAUGCCCAAGGGUCGCCCCCGACUCAACCCGAGAUCCCCCAGUCCCGUACGCAAUCAUCCGGUGGGAAUGCUUUCUACCCCUGAACCCUUGAGGUCAACUAGCGCUCCUAUACCCGGGCAUGCACUAUCUCGCCGUAGGGCUGCUUUAGAAAGCUCUGCUCUUCCUAACCAAGUAAUCCCCGUACCCGAAGACUUUUUAGAUUCGGCUUCCAGGGAACAAGCUCAACGCGAAACUGAGAAGCUAGUUGCUGAAACCCAAGCGCUUGCUGAAGAUGAAGACGAGCAACUGCGAAGAGAUCUAGCGCGGCCGCUUUCCCCAGCCCCAACCCUUGACCCUUUCUUGCCUCACCAGGAUUUUACUGGUGAAAGUCUAAAACCUGGAAUUCCAGGUCAGAUUGAAAGGCUCUACCGUGAUAUCAAUGCCAUGAUAGGCACUCUUGGUAUCAAUGCACGCUCCCUAUCUGCAUUUAUGCUAUUCCAACAGUCAACCAGAAAUUUUGACUCUACAUCAUGGCUUAGGACGCUGCGAAGUGAAAAGUAUGCUGAAAUUUCUGAAGAAAAAUUGCUCCUUUCGGAAGUUGAUAAAUUGCAGGAAGGUGUUGCAGCUCUUGGCCAGCGCCUCGAAGAAGGCAAGGCGAGAGGCGUUCAGGAAAAACUUGAAAAAUGCCAUGAGUUAUUUGGUGGAGAUCUUUUGAGGCUUCGAAGUCAAUGCGCCAACAUGCGACAGACUUUGGAUUCGUACUCGGAUGCCGCCGCUAUAGCCUCAGCGCCGUUGUCAGCAGAACAAUCUGCACUGCAGCAAGACUUACGAAAAUUGUCAAUGGAUGUCCAGAGCAAACUUGCAGAUCUUGAGAAAGAUAUAUCAAUAUUAAGAGCACGGAUUGCCGACUGCUGCAAGCCGACAGAUGGAAUAGCAGGGAAGAACCGGAAACACACAGGCCGGCCUACCGUUGAUGCGGUCAUGUCUACUAUCAACACCAUGACAAACAUGGCCGAGAAGAAGAGCGGGGAUAUUGAUGCCCUAGAAGCUCAGAUGCGAAAAUUAGGAAUUGACGUCUCAGGCUCUAUGCCUCCUAGAAGCAGGGAUGGAUCCCCAUUCUCAACCCCUGUCAAGAGAGCAUCCCGACCACCGUUGACACCCAAUUCUCGAACUCCUCUCGAUGGCGUUCGUACCUCCUACCACACUCCCGAGUCGGGUCGUACUUCGAAAUUUAGAUCAAGCAUACUAUCCCAGAGUAUGUCACAGAGCCCAAGCAACCCUGUGGAGCUUAUAUCGCCCCAAGCUCUAGAAAAGUGGAAGGCCAACGCCCAACGACGCACAGAGGCGGUAAGCUAUUUGAGAACAGCACUUCGCGGCCGGAAAUCGAAAUUACGAAGUCUGGAUAGUUUUUGA
This is a messenger RNA of Ophidiomyces ophidiicola, 4155 nucleotides long. RefSeq lists its product as uncharacterized. Gene Ontology annotation, molecular function: protein binding; structural constituent of nuclear pore. Lineage: Eukaryota; Fungi; Ascomycota; Eurotiomycetes; Onygenales; Onygenaceae. The record is from RefSeq and is a predicted model, not a curated record. The coding region runs from base 1 to 4155 and encodes 1384 amino acids. Gene Ontology annotation, cellular component: nuclear pore. Gene Ontology annotation, biological process: protein import into nucleus; RNA export from nucleus. The transcript is spliced from 3 exons.